GUCAAUCGGCUUUCGUUGGGGCGAAGCGACUCUGCAUUCGGCUGCGCUUCUUCUCGCUGCAGCGCAGGAUGUCACACUGGUCUGCGCCGGGCGCUGACGCAAAUAGCCGCAGGAGGAAGAGACCAUCUGAACACCCUCAAAGCUCUCCACAGGAACAAGAACAGGAUGACCAGGCAGCCGACGAUGAUGGACAGCUCCACGAGUGCCCUGUCAAAGGUCCACAACAUCAAACAGCACAGUGUUGCUCUUCAGCCACACACCAGCUGAUAUGUCCUACCCAGUACACGACAAAAUACCUGUCAGCACAUGCGUAUCCAAACCAUCAUGCUUAUGAAGAAAGCUGGGAGGAGAUCCAAAGCAUAAGAACCAUCAGAGCCGAGAACAAAGUGGAAGCCAACAAGCUGGUCAACAACUACAGGUUUGGCUUUAGAAAAUGGAAGAGCCACGUGACCGAGCGUCCCUUUGAAGACAGGUCCGAAGUGGUGAAAGAGCUCUACUCAGAACUGAACGUCAUUAAGCCACAUAGUGCUGGUGCAGGCCAUCUCCUCACAUGUGGAAAUGUGACUUACGUGUUUCUAUUUGGUUGGUGGCUCUCCAUGAUGUACCUGCUAGUGGGCGUAUUAAUGUUCCUCACUGUCAUCGGUGCACCCUAUGGAAAGCUCUGCUGGAAGUUGUCCUGUUACUUCCUGUGGCCAUUUGGCAAGUUAGUUCAUCAGAUUAGACAUACAUUUCUCAGAUGUUGUGACGAAAUGCCUGACUGUGAGUGCAAUGUGGAGUGGAUGGAGGACAGCUCGCCGGUGCUGCUGCCGUCCCCCACCGAGAGUCCAGUCCCGGAGGAGCCGUCAGAGCGACCAGCGCACUCAAGCUACUGGUGUCGAUUCUCCACUUAUGUGUGGCUCUUGCUGGGAUAUCCUCCUCUGGUGAUUAUCCACUCUCUGGUCUGCCUCUUUUCCUGGAUCCUGGUCUUCACCAUCCCCGUAGCCAAGAUGAACGCGCGCACUUUAGGUGUCAUCCUUCUCUUGCCACCAGAGGAUGUGUCCGUGUCAGCCAGCUCGCAGAGGAAGUGUCAAGGCUACGAGAGCCGGACGCUGCUGUGCUGCUACCAUGCAGCAAACUGGUACUACUACAAGUACACUGUUGAUGGCAUCAAUGUAUUUGCUGUCAACCUCCUCCCUCUCGUCAUAAUUGCGCUGAUAAUCGGGUACAUUGACAGCGAUAACCAGUACGCCAGCUCUGACGUGAAGUUCGGCAUAGCAAUUGUCUCCAUCAUACCUCUGUCACACUACAUCGGCAUGGGCAUCGCCAGCAUCUCCGCCCAGAGUAACUUUGCCGUGGGUGCCGUCGUCAACGCCACCUUUGGCUCAGUCACCGAGUUGACUUUUUACAUUACGGCUCUGCUGAGGGGUCACCGGGCAGCCAACCCGUGCCUGCAGGAGGUUGUGAAGGCGGCGCUGACUGGCACGCUUCUCGGGUGCAUCCUCUUCAUCCCUGGCAUCUGUAUGAUAAUUGGAGGGUUGAGACAUUGCGAGCAAAGAUUUAACAGCCGCUGCACAGGAGUGAGCUCUGCGCUGCUCUUCAUCUCUGUUGGAGGAGUCUUCGCCCCCACGUUGUUCUCCAAGGCGUAUGGGAACUUUGUGUGCGAUGCCUGCACCAACUCCACAUCAGCAAACACUACAAGCAACAGCAGUGGCCCAUUUGUCUGCCACAACUGUCACUAUGAUGUGAAAAAUGGCACGCUGUUCCAUCACCACGUUGAGCCUCUGGUCUACACCAUUUCUGCCCUCUUGCCUGUGGCUUACAUCAUUGGACUGAUAUUCACGCUCAAGACACACUCCCACAUCUAUGACAUCCACGUUGGAGACGGACAAGAGAGCGGCCAAAACCAGCACGGCGGUGCUGUGGUUCACUGGUCCCGAUGGAGGUCUCUGUUCAUCCUCAUCAUGGCCACCGUCCUCACGUCUGCCUGUGCCGACCUCGCCACCGAGCACAUACAGCCCAUCCUCAACCAGCCCAAUCUCUCCCAGUAUUUUAUUGGGGUAACAAUUCUCGCCAUGGUUCCCGAGAUCCCUGAGAUUGUCAACGGGAUCCAGUUUGCACUUCAAAACAACAUAAGUCUCAGUUUAGAGGUGGGCAGUUGCAUUGCUGUGCAGGUCUGCAUGCUCCAGAUUCCAAUCCUGGUCUUGUUCAACGCCUUCUAUGAUGUGGGCUUUGUGCUCUUGUUCAACGACCUGCACCUUUGGACCAGUAUCUUCAGUGUCAUUCUGGUAAACUACAUUUUUAUGGACGGCAAGUCUGAUUAUUUUCAAGGUACAGCUCUGGUGGUUGUCUACCUAAUCCUAUUGGCUCUCUAUUACUUCGCUCCAUCACCAGCAGGCUGCUGACUCGGAGGACUGACAGUAUGUCGUUUAAAGCAACUCUACAUCGACACUACUCCGAAAAGUUAGGGAUAGAUGAACCUAAAAUGCAUGAUAACUAUAGAUUAAUGUUACCUUCUAUAAACAUUUAAAUUCACGUCCAGCUGUUUAAUAUUUCAAUGCUUUUUGCACGACUCUCUAUUCUCUCACGGUAAAAUUCACAACAGUCAAGUUUAUUUGAUUAGCCCUUAGUUGGAAAUGAUUGACGACAUCCCCUAAUCUAAACCCCCUAAGGAAAAACUAAAAACCCCAUUUGGGAGAAAAAAAAGCUUGACAAGGGACCGCAGAAGGGGGUGAGGUGGAAGAGAAUCCCCCUUCCAUGAUGACCAGCUGCAAAUGGAUGUUGAGUGGGCAACAUUUAUCUCAUGGUAUGGUGCUGUACAAUGUUAGUUGUAAAAUGGCGUAAGAGUCUAUUUGAAGAGGUGCCACAGGUAGACGCCUUUGGGAAAGUGGUUCUGACUCAGGACCUGGCCCGGUCAGUUGGAGCAGAAUCAUCCAUUCAGUACAUUUCAGAGUCAGCUGUUUCGAGAAAGCCAGGUAGCGGAAUUGAGGAUGGAAAUCCAUCGUGCUGAAAAUAAAAUCAUAUUAUAAUUUCUAUUGACCAUUAACAACUUUCUGACUGACUGGAAAGCCACGUGUGUCAACACAAACAAUUAAUGUGACCCAAUAGCAACGACGUAAUAGGCUGAAUACUAUUAUAUCAUCAUUCAGUUAGAAUUUUUCACAGACACCUGUUGAACUGUUGCACUAAUGACUCGGAAGCAACGUGUGUGGACACAAACUAAUUCAUUCGACGCAAAUAAGUCAUUGGACGGACCCAGUAAAAACUAUGUAAAGUGAAGAAAUUAAUCAAAGGAAGCUUACCUUGAACGGCAAUGGCGUCUGUAUUACGAACGUCGGCGGAGGGUUAAAAAAUAUAGAAGAGAAAUAAAUUGAUUUAUAUUGAAGAGGAAGAAAGAGAGAUAAAAGUAGUGAAAGACCACAAAGACACACAAUUGUCAUUUAAACGACUUACUAUUUAGAGAGGGCAUCUUUUUCCUUGGCACGUUGCUCCGUCAACCACAACCCCUUGGGCUUUGCCCUCGUAGGGGGUACAAAAUGUCAUUCUUUGCCUGCCGGCUGUUAUGUAGUUGCUAUGACCGUACGCAGCGUGGAGCUGAAGGCCACACUUUUGGCACACCGACAUCUUAGGGCGAGCUGACGCCGCCGACUCCUCUUUGCUGAGCAACCUCCACUUGGUCGCGUGGGCGAUGAGGGGUUCCCCGCUGGACUCCAGCCGCUCCCGGAGCCAAUCUUUGGCCCUUUUGCCGUCCCGGUGUUUGGCAGCGCACUAAAACUCCCCCACGAAGAAGGCUUGCUCCGAGGCGAGGGAGCUAUUAAGUUAUUUCUUGAUUGAGAACAGGUGUGGCAGUAUCAGGCCUGGGUGUGGCUCGAGAAAUUGAACUCAGGUAUGAUAAACCACAGUUCUGUUUUAACAGGGGGGGCUAUCACUUUUUCACUCAGGGCAAUGUAGAUUUGGAUUUUCUUUUCUCCCUUAGAUAAUAUGAUUUCAAAAAAUAUUUUAAAACAUCAUUUUGUGUUUACUUGUGUCGUCAAUGACUAAUAUUUAAAUUUGUUUGAUGAUGGGAAACAUUUAAGUGUGACAAACAUGCAAAAAAAAAAAAAGAAAUCAGGAAGGAGUCUAACACUUUUUCAAAGCACUGUAUGACUAUAUCCAAGUAGCUAGUGUUGUAAGUCCCACGCUAGUGUCUCGGCCUAAUGCGAGUCAGCUCUCUAAGGCUAGCUUCAAUGUCAGGUGCUCUGGCCACAGGAAUACACAUUAUAGUAGCUGGAUUUUGCUUGAUGUUACGAGUGGAGUAACCUAUGACUAACGUGCAGGAGCUAGUAGACUGAGUAGGAAUGGUACUACCUAAAGGAGGGAAUCUGUUAUGCAUCUGAACAGGCUUGCUGCAGUUAACUAGCUGCUUGGGGCUAAUGCUAAAAGGACUAGUAGGUCGGUUACAACCUACACUAUCAGGUGCGCCUUCCACAUUUACAGUUACCAAACAGGAUGUUCUCAAGGGGAAGUGGCCUGUGAGUUAGAAAUGUUAGUGUCAUCAGCAGGUUGCUACAGAGAGACCGGAAGAGCCACAAGGCAUAGAAGUGGAUGUCUUCGGAAAUGUUCCUAGCUCAAAAUUGUGCUUUUAAGCACCUUUUGGAGAAGAAAAGAUUGUGCAAAAAGCACUGAAACAUUGAACAGUUGGACAUUCAAAACAUUAGAGGUGGUCAAUUUAAGCUUGCCCUGCUAAAGGUCAUAAUGCAUUUUAGGUUCAUCCUGAAAUUUCACUCAAAAGCCAAAUAUUCUUCACUUUUUUGUGUGUAUGUAAAUAACUGGACAAGAAAACAAACUGCUUCAAAGCCAUGGUGUGCAUCAAGUGGUGGACCAGCCAGGACACCUUUCAUGUUGUGUUAACCCGAGCAUAUAGUAGAUGCUAACGUUACAAGUUGUGUGGAGUGUUUGCGCAAGUAAAUUACAAUCCACAGCUGAAGAAUCGCACAUUAUUCCAUGAAGUUGCUUUAAAACCCCAAAAAACUUGAGUUCAUUACUCUCACUCCAUGUUUGAAAACUCACAACUCAAUACAUAAUAUACCAGAAAAGUUCAUUUCAGUAGUUCAAUUUAAAAAGUGAAACCAUUGUAAUCUUUUAAAAAUCAUGAAAUUUCACUCCAUGUAGUGAAUCUAAAAGUUUUCCCUUUAUGAAUUGAUUUGAACCACUGAAAUUAAGUUGUCUACAGUCCAAAUGUAUUGAAGUAAAACUGUUUGAGGUAAAUGUUUGGUCUUUGACUUGAUCAGUAUUUUUUUUUUUAAACUAGAGAUAAAUGUGCACUGAAAUGCUCUUGUUUUUACCUCAGUGUGUCAAAAUACAAUGUAAAAUUUUAAUAGAAAAAAACCCCCAUGACUGUGUGUGUGUGUGUAAAUAAAACUAAUAUUUAAAUAUUUUGAAAAAAAAAAGUCUGCCCGAGUUUUAUUGCACAACAGGAAUUAGAAAGAUUUACAUCGAAAUGCUCCUUUGAGUAAACAUUUAUGUACAGUACAGUGACAUGCAGGAGAGAUCACAAACGUCAUAAAUAGAAGCAUGUCUGACACAAGCAAGGCCUACUUUGAACACACUGAAGCAGACUGGCUUCAUAUUAACAAAUGUAGGAAAGUGGAAAACAAACCAAAUUAAAUUUUAAUUCUGAAGAUAAACAUGUUCAGGUUUGAAAAAAAAUAAAUGUGCUUUUCAAAUGGUACCACUUUAUCAGUUAAAAAAAACCAACAUAAAAAAGAAUAAAUGUGUUCUAUAUUACACAUUCAGGAAAUAAAAUUUGGUUUAAAAAUAAGUAAACACAAAACAAGCAAACACAUCGUAAACAGCACAGUGAUUUAAAACAACUUAGUAGUAGUAGUAGUGUUACCUGCACGCAACCGGCACAGAGUCGAUCAUCGCGAGCAAUUUGAGCAUUCAAAAGGCACCAGAAGGGAAAAAAAAAAAAGAAAAA
Molecule: messenger RNA, 5935 nt
Organism: Phycodurus eques (leafy seadragon)
Lineage: Eukaryota; Metazoa; Chordata; Actinopteri; Syngnathiformes; Syngnathidae
Exons: 20
Coding region: 69-2381 (770 amino acids)
Biological process (GO): intracellular calcium ion homeostasis; calcium ion transmembrane transport
Cellular component (GO): membrane; endomembrane system
Molecular function (GO): calcium:proton antiporter activity
Source: RefSeq, a predicted model, not a curated record